CCGGGGGCGCACAGCCUCGCCUCCUGGCCGGCAUCUCUCCAAAGCCUCCCCGAACCUCUUUCAACAAGUUCCCGCCUCUUGGCGGGGGAGGCGGAGGCGGAGGCGGCGGGAGCGGCUCCCUCGCCCGGGCAGCCGAGAGGAGCGCGCGCCAAACAAAGCCCAGGCAGUGCGCUCUGCAGGGCGCGGCGGCGGCGACCCCGGUGGCUCUGGCGGGUCCAAGGAAGGCGAGCGAGGCAGCAGGAGAGGAGCCUGGACGGGCAGCGGCGCCCUGAGGCAGAGGCAGGGCGGGGGGCGUCGCCGGGCCAGAGGGGGGGGGGGUCCUUGCCUAGCCGCGCGCCCCUCCGCGCCUCGCCAAGAUGGCCAUCGCGCACCUCGCCACCGAGUACGUCUUCUCGGACUUCUUGCUGAAGGAGCCGUCGGAGGGCAAGUACCAGGGGCUGCGGCUCGAUCUGGCCGUCGACAAGCUGGUGACCUGCAUCGCCGUCGGGCUGCCUCUGCUGCUCAUCUCGCUCGCCUUCGCCCAGGAGAUCUCCAUAGGUACCCAAAUGAGCUGCUUUUCUCCAAGUUCCUUUUCCUGGCGCCAAGGAGCUUACGUGGAUUCUUAUUGCUGGGCUGCAGUGCAACAGAAACAGCUUUCAUGGGGUGACUCCGGACACCUUCCACUCUGGCUUCAUAAAUUCUUCCCAUACAUCCUUCUGCUCAUUGCUGUCUUGCUGUACCUGCCAUACCUCUUCUGGCGUUUCACCGCAGCGCCCCACCUGAGCUCCGACCUGAAGUUCAUUAUGGAGGAACUCGACAGAGCCUACAACAGAGCGAUCAAAGCAGCCAACAGCUGCCAUAACGGGGAAUCACGGGAUCCCUCCAGCUCACAUCCCAUUAUUAAUGAGAACACAGGUCAGAGUUUGUGGGAGAUAUCUGACAGCUACUUUAAAUAUCCCAUGGUGGAACAGUACCUGAAGACCAAGAAGAGGUCCAGGCACUUGAUAAUCAAGUACAUCAUCUGCCGUCUGCUAACCCUGAUCAUUAUUGUGCUGGCCUGCCUCUAUUUGGGCUAUUACAUCAGCCUUUCCUCUAUGACCGACGAGUUCAUCUGCAACCUGAAAACCGGAAUCCUGAAGAACGACACGACUGUUCCAGACCGGAUCCAGUGCAAACUGAUUGCCGUCGGCGUCUUCCAGCUGCUCAGUUACAUCAAUUUCAUCGUGUAUGUGCUGUUGGUCCCCGUUGUGCUUUAUGCCUUGCUGGUCCCAUUCAGGCAGAGUUCCGACAUAUUGCAACUGUAUGAGAUCCUGCCCACGUUUGAUGUCCUCAAGGUCAAAAUAAAGCACUACGACGACCUGAGCCUUUACCUCCUCUUCCUGGAGGAAAACGUGAGCGAGCUGAAAUCUUACAAGUGCCUCAAAGUUUUGGAGAGCCUGAAAGGCACCGGAGAGAAGUUUGACGCGAUUCAACUCCUGAUGAAUCUGGGCAUGAUUAAAACAGACACGGUAGACGGGAAGUCAGCCACGGUCAAAGGCGACUCUGGAAAGAAAGUGGACGGAGAACUUGCAAACAGUGCAACGGAGUUAACAGAUUUGGCACCACCAACACCGACGGAUGAGGAAGGAAAAAUAAGUGAAGGAGAUGCCAAGGUUCGUCAAAGGCUUCUGGAUUCUUCUUGCUGAUGGCGGUCCAGUUGGUGACGGGUCGAUUUAUGAGAGGUCUUUCCACCUACUCCAGCAUGCGCCAUAUUGAAUGACAGGUGGUUGAGAGUGAAAGAAUCAGGAUCCAAGACAGAAGAGUUUACAGACGCACACCACACCUAUGUUUACAUACCUAUUCGAGCCUUCUGUGUCAAAGGCCAUGCCAGUGGCAGACUCUGUUGUAAAUGAACAUUGGGAAAAAGUCAAAGUCCAUGACGUGAGUAGGUGCCAGAGUGGAUAGCUGGGAGAAGCAGGAGCCCAAAGGGGGAGGGGGGAGAGUAGCUGUUCACAAGAAAUUAAACUUGGAAUCAGUUCAUAUAAGCCUUCUGUUGUGUGAGACCUGUGGAAAAACUGCCCACAACUUUAGCCUCUGUUGAUCAAAAUAGACAGCCAAUAUUAAGCUAGAUGGAACUGUGGUUGACUUAUCCAGAGGUCACUGCAUGUGGUUAUUUUAUCGCUCAGUACUUGGGCCUGGAUGCUAUUUUUUCCAUCUCACAUGAGAUGGGCAGCUUUUUAGCCUUCUACUAUACAUGGCAGGGUCUUUACAAAUCAGACCUGAUCAACUAUUUAGCCUCUUUGGGUUGCCUAUUGCAGUGGAAAGGUUUGACUGUGAAGCAGCGUUCAAGAUACACGUAAACCAGAUAGCCAUGUAAUCAAACAGAUAACGUUCAGGGCUCACAUAGCCCUUUUAGCUGAUAAUCAUUUAUUAUUUAUCGUCCCCCGCAAAAAUAACAGAAGUGGGAGCGGUUUCCAGCGAUAGCAUCUGAAAUUCCCUCAUUCCUCCAAGAAUAUUUUGGAGAUAGUCCUGGAAACUGAUCCAAGACCAGCCUAUUGAUCUGGAAAGAUUUUGUUUGCCGUGUGGGAACAUACUAAUAAUACUGAAGCAUUUGAAGGUUUGACGGAAAUCAGCGCAACGGGAAAGCACUAGAACCUCCGCCUUAUACCCAGAUGCUGCCUUUGGCAUUUAUCGGAAAUGUUUUGGUUUUUUAAAAAAAUAUGAAUUGUAACCAUGUAGCCGAAAUGGUUUUGUAAUGUCCUUGCAUUUCAUCAUCCCCCUGUGAUAUGGUAGGAUCCUGUUUAUUUAAUGUAUUACAAUUGCAUGAGGUAAUUUCUGGAGGGUUAGGAUGAUGGCGACUAGGAAGAACUCAAAGUGUUAUUGUGUUGUGUUAAUGUGAUGGUACUAAUCUCCUUAUAACCCUAAAAACACUAUUGGGAUGAGUUAACUAUCAUGUUUGUACUUUUUUGGUAGAAUUCAGAGAUAAGUGGAUCUAAGAACCUUUCCCUCUUAGGACUUUGCCACUUAUACAGUAGUAAAACAAUAUCCUCAAAGUACAGCCACUUACCACUGAGAGUUUAAUUAAUUUUUUUUAAGUACCUAGGUUGAAAACAAGCCCCACAUAAGCUAGGCAUUUUUGGCACUAGGGUAUUUUUUUAACCUCUUGAGGUACUGAACUACCCCAUUGGGUAUUUUUCUACUCCAUGAUUUUUUAAAGAAAAGAGUGGUCCUAGGGAUCAUUUUUAGGUAUUCUGGAGAGAGUCCUUUCUGAUAGCAGCAUCAGAACUUUGUGGGAUGUUUUGACCUCAAGAUACGUGGGGAAUUUAGUUUGGGAUUAAAAUAUACCUGAAAUGCAAUAUGUGUAAGUUGUUUUAGAGCAGGGGUCCCCAACGUGGUGCUCAUGGGCGCAGUGGUAUCAACCAGCUGGUACCUGUCAGGUGUUUACAGGAACUGGGUGCGGCUAGGUAGACCUUUUGUCCAGCAAGGCUUCUGAUUGACUGAGAUUUAAUUGGCUGCGCAGAUUUUUUAAAAUGUCGCUUUGGCAGCAGCUGCCUCUAGCACAAGGAUCUGCAUCCUCUUACUCAAACUAAGCUCUGGCGAUCAUUUUUCGCCUGGCUCUGCCUCCUGCGGCAGCCAUUUUGUUACUGCCUCCACCAUGCCGUGUCAGAAUUCCAAAUGUGCCCGCAGGAUUCAAAAAGGUCGGGGACCCCUGUUUCAGGUACAUAACUGUGUACGCUAGUGAUAAGAAAGCAUUAGGAUUUCAAUGUGGUACAAAGUGUAGCAGUUGGUAACGGAUUGGUUUGCUUACAACAACCGUUUUCAAACUUUACCAUCAAUCUUACAUUUCUAAUCUACUCGUUCUCCAAGAAAAUGCCUUCCUCAGAGCUUCUCCAUUAUAAAGAUUCCUGGAGCAUAUCUUCUUGCCUCCGUUUUAUCCCCAUGACAAUCCUGCGAGGUGGGUUAGUCUGAGAGAGAA
Sphaerodactylus townsendi is the source of this 3934-nucleotide messenger RNA. RefSeq names its product pannexin 1 (gene PANX1). Gene Ontology annotation, biological process: positive regulation of interleukin-1 production; monoatomic cation transport. The coding region runs from base 357 to 1664 and encodes 435 amino acids. The transcript is spliced from 5 exons. NCBI's taxonomy places the organism in Eukaryota, Metazoa, Chordata, Lepidosauria, Squamata, Sphaerodactylidae. The record is from RefSeq and is a predicted model, not a curated record. Gene Ontology annotation, molecular function: channel activity.